AUGGCUGCAGAUACAGUAUCAAAUAUCACCAACAAGGUGAAGCAUGCGCCGUCCGUCGUAUCUUUUCUCACCAUCGGUCUAUUGCAAGGCAUUACCGUAUCCAUUCUUCAGGGAAUCCUCGUCAUCAAUUGGAAUGACUACCUCAAGCCAACUGUGCUGCAAGUCCCAAGAGGAUACACAAUCCCAGCCAACUUGGCCAUUUUCAUAUUUGGCUUUCUCUUCCAGCUCAUUUUCAUGAUCGAUGCCAUUCGCCUCAAGAGCACAGCCCAGGCCAUGCUUGCCUGUUUGCUCAACGCCGGCUUCCUGCCUCUGGCUGUUUAUCAACGCAAGCAGAUGAGAGAGAGUAUCGAUUCCCUGUCAGGCUCCACUGAUGCCAAUGGUGACUCUUUGGUUCACCUGGACAAGCCCAUCUGGGAAGACGUUGGCGGUAUUUUGCUUGCCAUGCCUUUUGUUGUGGGAAUUUGCACCAUCUUUCUCGUCAUUAGUGUUUGGUACCUAAAACAAUAUUUCGACUGGCAAGCAUAUCGUAAUGUGGGUGCGGAUGCAAAGUUGAGAAGAAUUCGAAAUAUUCACUUAAUCUUUGUCAUGUUUGCCAAGGUGGUCAUUUACUUCAUCAUCUGCUUCGAGGUCUUGUACGGUGUCACCCAACUUCGAGGCAUGGGAAUCGAAUUCAUCGUUCGCAUGGUUCUUCUCGGAGUCGCUGUUGUCAUCACCACUCUAUCAAUAGUAUUCAGCAAGACUGAAAACCGUAUAGGCAUGAUUGUGUCAAUCAUCAUCUUCCUUGUCAGCAUAGCCUACUUCAUCUUCAACAUUGUCCGGAUACAGACCGAAUGGGGGAUGUUCGGAGCGACGGGCGAUAUCUUGACCUGCUAUGCUUUCAUGUCCGCCGUGUUCCUGCUGGCGACUGCUAUCUUUGGCAUGCUAUGCUUGAGGAAUUUCUACGGAGGCUUGAAGGAAUAUUUGGAAAAGCACGAAGAAAAGGGCCAGAGGGCUCCGUCAGUCAAGAACUUUGAACUUGAUGCUAGAAAUAGUUUCAGUUAUCAGAGUGUGAGAAGUAUUCGUGAUUUGGAUAGUUAA
This is a messenger RNA of Fusarium venenatum, 1077 nucleotides long. RefSeq lists its product as uncharacterized. Lineage: Eukaryota; Fungi; Ascomycota; Sordariomycetes; Hypocreales; Nectriaceae. The record is from RefSeq and is a predicted model, not a curated record. Gene Ontology annotation, cellular component: Golgi apparatus.